UGUGCCCGGGCAGAGCUGCGUCUCCGGGACUUUGCAGAAACAGCGGUGCGUCCCACCCCGACCCUCAUGAACGGCAGGCAAAAGAAGUUUCCCUUCUCGGGCUAAGAAGCAGGUUUUCCUCUCUCCCGGUCUUUGUGGGGCAGCAGCCAUGGGGCCUGCUCUCGUUCUCCCGUUGCUGCUGCUGCUGCUGGGACCCUCUUUGGUCCCUGGAAGUGGAGGAGGGAAGAAGCCCCCCCCAGCCCCCCAUUUCUUGUACCAGCAGAAGUGGGAAUGCCGCUUCAGCAACGGGACCGGGCAGCCGCAGGUGCGCUUCCUCUGCAGGUACAUCUACGGGCGGCAGAAUUACGCGCACUUCGACAGCCGCCUGGGCAGCCACGUAGCCGACGCCGAGUGGGCAGAGCAGGACGUCCAGCGAUGGAACCGCAACAAGGACGACCUGCGGGUCUGGAGGGCCCAGGUGGAUCGCUUCUGCCGCUACAACUACGACAACAUCUUCGGGCCUUUUUCCCACCGGCGGCGGGUUCAGCCCUCCGUCUCCAUCUCCCCCACCAAGGAUGACCCCCUGUCCCCCCACACCCUCCUGCUCUGCACUGCAGCCAGUUUCUAUCCCCUGGAGAUUGAGAUCCAGUGGCUGAAGAACGGGCAGGAGCAGAAGGAAGGGGUCUUUUACGGGGAGGAGCUCCGGAACGGGGACUGGACCUACCAGAUCCAGGUGAUGCUGGAGACGAAGCCGGAGCAUGGAGACGUCUACACCUGCCAGGUGGAGCACGCCAGCCUGGAGGCCCCCGUCACCGUCCAAUGGGAGCCACGGAAGUCGGACUCUGCCAGGAGCAAAGUGUGGACGGGGGCCGUGGGGGCCGUGCUGGGCGUGGUCUUUGUGGCCGUGGGACUCUCCCUCUACCUGAAGGAGAAGAAAGCAACACCCAUCCAACCCCCUGCAGCCCUCAUUGGCUAGAAUCUUUCACCUCUGAGACCCAGCAUGGAAAGAAACUCUUUGCAUAGCUACUGCAGCUCUUUGCUUUAAGCCUUUCCUUGGAAGAUGCAAAACUGAAGGGGCUGAAAAAGAAGAGACUCCCCAACCUGGAUUUCCUCCUCCUGCUACGACGCCCCUGUUCCUGUUUCUCUUCAUUUGUUUCUGGUUGUUUCUCUUGGGGUGGGUGGGGCAUUCAUUCUGCCAAGUGCUGAGAAGAUGCUUCUCAUUCCCUGUAUUUCUGAUCAGGAGCAGAGAACUGCUCAGGGUCUCUUCCUCCCCGGGCAGGACCAUCACUCCGGGGUCCACUGUCUGAAUUAGUUCAUCCCUAACAGCAUCCUGAAGCGCUGAGACCUGCAAGCGGAUUCCGUUCUAAGUGGACGGACUGAGAAUGAAAACACCUGUUGCAGGAAAUCAGAAGGUUGAGCUGAAAGACACUGAGAGAAGCCUUCAUCUUUUUCUCUUCAGGGUGGGGCCGUAGAGCUGUGCGAUGGAUCCCCUGCUGAGAAUGCAGAAGGUCCCCGGUUGAACCUCCAGCAGAAGCUGUGGGCCGGGCUGGGCCAGGAGUUGGCGUUUUAGUGCCCUCCAGGUGUUUUCAGCUAUGAUUCCCACAAUCCCAGCCCCUGCUGUCUGGGGUUUAUGGGAGUUGUAGUCCAUCACACCUGGAGGACACCACAUCCCCUCCUCCCAGUGCAGACAGUGAGCUAGACAGACCAGGGCCUGACUCUGUGGAAGGCGGCUUCCUCUGUGCUAUUGCAGCCUGCAGACCUCCCAGCGUGUUGGACUACAACUCCUAUCAUACCCAGCCAGAACAGCCAUUGGGGAGGAUGAGACUUGUAGCACAGCACAUUUUGAAGGCACCAAGUUGCAAAAGGGUAUGUUUUUGUUUCCAAAAUUUUAAUCAUUCACUCCUUUUUACUUUGAUUCCAGAGGAAUAGUUGUCAGUUUUCAUAACAGAAGGCAAACUUUCUAAUAAAAACAAGAAUACUUUGA
Messenger RNA from Elgaria multicarinata webbii, 1963 nucleotides. RefSeq names its product H-2 class II histocompatibility antigen, E-S beta chain-like. Gene Ontology annotation, cellular component: MHC class II protein complex; membrane. Gene Ontology annotation, biological process: immune response; antigen processing and presentation. The record is from RefSeq and is a predicted model, not a curated record. The transcript has 6 exons. Bases 149 to 955 code for a protein of 268 amino acids. Lineage: Eukaryota; Metazoa; Chordata; Lepidosauria; Squamata; Anguidae.